Molecule: messenger RNA, 813 nt
Organism: Linum trigynum
Lineage: Eukaryota; Viridiplantae; Streptophyta; Magnoliopsida; Malpighiales; Linaceae
Source: the annotation of a GenBank genome assembly
AUGAGGAGGACGUGCUUGCGGUCAGCCUUGCGUGCUCUGACGCGCCAGCACAGAUGCCCUCCAGCCGGAGGGAUCGGCAGUUGCCGCUCUUACACCAGAUUUCCUUCGAUGGCCUCCUCGUUAUUGGGGUUUCCAAGCAAUAAUCGCUGCUCCGUCUUGAGGUCUUCCUUGUUGGCGGACAGAGGGAGUACUCUUGCAGGGCAGCGAAGGACAAUGUUUAUACAAACUCAAAGCACACCGAAUCCAUCAUCUCUCAUGUUCUAUCCGGGGAAACCAGUGAUGGAAGUUGGAAGUUCUGAUUUUCCAAAUGCUCGAGCAUCCAUGACUUCUCCGCUAGCUAAAUCUCUGUUUGGUAUUGAUGGUGUUGUUCGUGUCUUCUAUGGAUCUGAUUUUGUUACAGUAACGAAAUCAGAUGAAAUUUCUUGGGAUCUCUUAAAGCCUGAAGUAUUUGCAGCAAUCAUGGACUUUUAUUCUUCUGGACAGCCAUUGUUCUUGGACGCCCAAACUGCAUCUGCCAAAGACACAGCUAUUCAUGAGGAUGACUCGGAAACCGUUGCAAUGAUAAAAGAGCUGCUCGAGACCCGCAUUCGACCAGCAGUGCAAGAUGACGGUGGAGAUAUAGAAUACUGUGGAUUUGAUCCAGAAACUGGAAUAGUCAAAUUAAGAAUGCAAGGAGCAUGUAGUGGCUGCCCAAGCUCGUCUGUGACGCUGAAAUCCGGUAUCGAAAAUAUGCUGAUGCACUAUGUGUCAGAGGUGAAAGGCGUGGAGCAGGAAUUAGAUGGUGAAGAAGAAGAUGCAUCGCUAGCUGGUUAA